CUAAUCCCUUUUAUGGAACAAUUCGUAAAUAUUUCUUUUCGUUGUUUUUAUCUUAUCGUGCCAUAUUAUUCUGUUUGGCAAAGCCCUGAUUAUGAUCGCGAUACCUUAGACACACUUUUAGAACAUUUUUGUUCUUUUUUCUUUUGUGUUCGAGCGCUAAGUUUAGUAUAGUCUGAUUUGUGCGAAUCGACUGAGGGAAAACGAUUAAUAUCGUUUAAUUAUCGAUGCAGCACGAUACUAUCCCACUGUUUGUUAAGAAGUAUAAAGUAAUGAGUAGCCCAUAAAAAUACGAAAAUAACAGUUGCAUAAGAACUAUUGUUAUAUCUUUUACAAUGCCUUUUAUUAGAAUGCUUUUAAUUGCAUUAUGUAUGUAUGUAUAUGCAUACACAUGUACGAAAAGUAUUUGGCAACACACUUACACAUGUUUUCUACCAAAUAUUUAUCGUAUACUUCAACAGUUACUUUUAAUUAAAGAUAUAAAUAAUGUUAGAAAAAUUUUGAAAGUUAAUGAAAUAACACUAGCAUUUUUCUAUUUAUUUCGUAUUCUAGAGUAUGAUUCUUCUUUUUAAGAAUAUGAUUAUUCUACAUAUAUUUACGUGUUUACAGUAAAAAAGUGCUCCGCGGAAUUUAAAAAAUGCUACUUUUUAUAUCGCGUCGUAGAUAGGUCGAUACUUUGCGCGGCAAAUAGAAACACAAAGAGAUUUGAAUUUGUGUAACUAGCUAUCGUCUGCUGGUUUUCUGGUUAGGUUAGUUUAUACGCAGAACGGGACGUUUCCCACAUGGUUUUAUAAAUUAAGCGAAACAAUCCAAUUUUGUGCUGUGAUCCAGUGUUGAAAGAGUAUGAGCGAUGUACAGUAUAUAAUUGUUUCAAAUCACUAACAUUGUAAACAGAUUCUUCCAGAAUUUAAUAAAUUCAAUAAUUAAUAGAAACUCGAUAUUGGAAUUAGAAAAUUCGAGAUCAUUAAUGAUGCAGGUGAAUUCCCAGGAACGUGAAAAUAUUGAAACUACAAUAUUAGCCUUAGUAUUGUCACAGAAAAGAGGUUGCUCGUUACCUCAACUAUGUAAGGAGUACUAUGAUUUGGAAGGUGAACGAAUACCUUGGAAACGUUUAGGACAUAGUUCCUUGAUGAAAUUCCUACAGAGUAUGUCGAAAACGAUCGAAAUAGAAAAUAGGAACAAUGAAACCUUUUUACAUGGUAUUCCAUCUGAUAAGUCUAAACAUGUUAGUAAGUUAAUAGCUGGCCAAAAAGAUCAGAAGCCUAUACUUGGAAGAAAAGUGUAUAAACCAAGUCAUUAUUACCCAAAUACUGCACCGUUCAAGGUUCGGAUACCAGCUGAGAUAUUAAAUAUGACAAUUGAUUUUGUUAAUAAAUACCCAAAUGGUGUGAAUAAAGAUUAUAUAUUUCAAACAGUACAAGCACAGAUGCCGUAUGUGGACAUUACAAUGAGUGAAAUGGAAGAACAGUUGCAAAUGUUAUCGCACAAAAUUCAUAUGUAUAACAAUAAAAUCUUUCCAAUUCUAAAUAACUCAGAAACCUCCCAGUUGAGAUCACCGAUAGUGACUGCAAGUGGGAAUGAAGAUUUGGAUAAUAUGUAUGAAUAUGAGGACAAUGAAGAAAAUGAUUUUAAAUUUAUAUCUUCCACGAGUAUAUCUACUUCAUCUCCAAAAUCACUUGCAAAGACAAAAACAACAUCAUGUUUCAUAAAAGAAACUAUCUCUAAAUGCCAAAAUCAAAAUGUGAAAGAUGAAUUUAAUAUACUCACAGAAAAGGCUGAAAUCAAUGAAGAUAAUGUAUAUAAUUUGAACCAUUGCAAUGACAAUAUUGAAAUUCUUACAGAAUGUAACAAUAAUAAUAAUAAUAAUAGUGAUAUAGACAAUGAAAAUUAUGACAGUAAACAUACUGAAAACCUUAUAAAUGACAGAAUUAAAUUUCGUUUAGAAAAACUUAUCCAGAAUAAUCCCAAUGGUAUUCGGUGUGCUGAACUUCCAGAAAAGUAUUUGGAAGAGUACAAAGUAUGCUUGAAUUAUACAGAGCUUGGGUUCAGUAGUGUUCGAGAAUUUGCAUCACAAUUGCCAGAAAUUUUUCAUUGUGUACAGUCUGAAGAUAUAGGUGACUUUAUGCUUUAUUUUGCUAAAAGAGAUGUACCAUCGAAUGAUUCAAAGGAGAAACAUACAACUAUGAGUCUUGCACAAUUACAUGAGAUUUACUUACCGCACGAAGAAGAUGAAGCACUUCCAACAACUCUGUCAAUUGAUACAUGCAAUCAAUUAAUACCAGAUGGUAUAGUAACUAUCGGAGAAAGUGUAGGUCAUCUAAAUGUCGUAGACUUAGUGAGCGACGAGAAACCUUACGUAGAAGUUGUUAUUGCAGAAGUGUUCACUCCAGCAUUCUUUUGGAUACAACUUCGUAAAAAGCAAAGGACAUUUAAAACAUUUAUGGAUGAGUUGCAUAAUUUUUAUGUAACAAAACAUCAAGAUUAUGUUGUACCACCUGUUAUAUUAGAAAAAGGUCUAAAUUGUGCAUGUGUAUAUAAUGGAGUAUGGCAUAGAGGUAUAAUAAAAUCAGUGAAACCUGACUUACAAGUUACUGUGAUGUUUUAUGAUUAUGGUACGUUGAAAACAUAUCCGCCAAAUGCAGUGUGUUACUUGCAUAGAAUGUUUUCUCUUCUACCAGCACAAGCUAUACCUUGUGGUCUGUUUAAUACACGGCCGUAUAAAUCAUCAAAAUGGACACGUAAUGCCACUCAUCAGUUUGCCGUUAGAACAUCGAAUAUACCUUUAAUUGCAACAGUAGCAUCAAUGAAUGAAGAGGACAAUUCAAUGAUGGUAACAUUGACUGACACGUUAGAAGAAGAAGAUGUACACAUUAAUGAUUGGCUAGUUGAGCAGAAACUAGCAGAACAUGGAAAAAUGGUCUGUAUAAAGUUACGGAACUUUCCAUUUCUUUAUUAUUUACAAUGUCAGGAACGUAGGAAACAAAAAUCUAGAACACCUAAAACAUUUCAAUCUGAUAAAUUGGUAAAGCCAACAGAAUGUACAAAAUUAACACGCGCCGCAGGUUCUUCUCAAAAGAAAGUAGAAUUGUAUGAUUCGACUAUUAAUUCGCGGUCGUCAUCUGGAAAUAAUUUUGGUAUAGUUACUGAUAAUAAAAUAAGUUCCACGUCGUACCAGAAAGGCAAGGAAAUAUUACAGUAUCUUAAAAAUAAGCGUUUCAUCAAAGGGGCAGGUAGUAGCGGACUAAAUUUAAAAGGGAAGCAGCCAAGAAAUUUAAUACCUUUGUACGAACAGUUAAUGAACUUUAAGAGGAAUUCUAAGCCUUAUAAUAGUAAUUACACAGAACAUAAUGAUGGAGUGAAAAGCAAUGAUUUGUCAAAUUCUAAAUCAAUACUAAGUAAACAAAUGAAACAAACUUUAAGGGAAUCUCUGAAUAAUAUUAUCAAACAUGAUGACAACGAAUAUGAUGAUACUUCCGCAUCUUCUCAAUCUUCUUGUGGCAGAAACGUUUACGAGCAGUCAAACAAAAAGGAUGAUAUAUUGAGAAAUUAUACGUAUAUACCAAAAGAAUAUGCUAAUCAUUUUCAUAUACAAAAUUCAGAAGACGAAUCAGAUAUGACGUGUACAGAAACUUCUUCUGAUAUGUCUAACGAAUUUAAACAUGUAGAUUGGUCAGCUAUUUCUAAAGAUAUGGAACAAAGAAAAGGACAUAUUUCGCAGCAAGACGUUGUUGAAAAAACCUAUAAAUCAAUAUCAGAGAAACGGGACAAUAUACCGCUGGCUGAAAGUUAUUUUUUAAGAGCAGUUCGAGGUAGUGUUCAUUUUACUGAACGUGACGAAGACGUACGUUGGUUACCCACUGGAAAUAUAAAUCAGACGGAGGAUCCUUCUCCUUUAGUGCUAAGAAAUAUACAGAAACAAGCGGCAAGUAAUAGAAAAGAAAAGAUUGUAGCUAUUUCUAAGAAAAUGCUGAAUAUAUUGACAGAAGGUAGAUCCGCAGAAUUUCUCGAGCCCUCGACAGUCAUCUCUAAAAGUACAAAUGAAACACAAUUUAUCGAAUCUGCAGAGAACAAUAAUGAUUUAAUCAGAAAUAAUGCCCUUUACUCAAACGGUGGUGAUAAGCUUUGUGAUACAGAUUUUCAAAUGAAUUCUAAUAAUGGUACAUCUCAAUUGGAAAAUUAUUAUAUACACAUGAAAUCAUGUACUCUUGCAAGCAAAUUAUUACAUUUGUGGUCAAUGAAGCAACGUGAAUUGAAUCAGUCUGUAAGUCUAGAUUCGGACGAUCUCACUGCCUCAUGCACAUCAGUAUCAUCGCAAGAAAGUUUUAACAAUAAUGAUAGGGAGUCUGAAACAAGAGAAAAUGAAAUUAUAUUAAAUGAAGCACAUGCCAGACUUAACGCUAGUGAUAUCUCAAAUUCUGUUGAUGCAGAAAACGUAGAUAUAAAUAACUUAAGGUUAUAUGAAUGUAAAUCUGGCGAUGAUAAACCGCAUGAAGAACCAUUUGCAUCUACAGACAGACCAACAACAUCAGAUUUAUCAGAAGAAUUAGUACCAAUUGAAUCAGUGGUAAUGGAAGAAGUGUCAUUACCACAAAAAUCCAUACAAGUAGAAAAGUUAGCGAAGGAAUCAGAACAAAUAGAAGGUAGCUUAUCAACCAAAGAAACAAUAGUAACAGAAGAAUUAGUAUCGAUAAAUGAAGCACUAUCGGCUGAUGCAAUUACAGCAAAAUCUACUGUACCAGUUUUCAAUGAUAUUGAUAUAGAAUCUGAUACAGAAGAGUGGGAUGUAUACAUGCCAACUGAAAAUCUGCACCGUCUUUUGAAAAUUGAUUCUCCUUUUGCUAAAGAUAUUGAAAAUACAUUAGAUACCAAAAUUAAUAGCUGUUUAACAAUAGAAGAAGUAAAUGAUAUGGAUUCGGUUCAGAAUACAGAUAGAAUAGACAGACACAAAGAACAAGAGAAUUACAAAGAAUUAGAUAAGAUAGAAUGUUCAAAUGCAAAGUUUAAAAAUUUGAAAAAUGGACAGAAUGAAGUUACUACAACUUGUUUUAAAAAUAAUGUAGAAUCGAAUGGAAAAGAAGACUCCAUUUUAGAAAACUCAGUUUCAACGUAUAGUGAAUUACGAGGGAAAUCAAGAACAUUAAAAGAAAUGUUAAACAAGGCUAAGUUAAAGCAUUACAUUAUCAAGUAAAAGACUGUUUAAACUAAGAAAAAUGAAUCGUUUAAUUUGUUUACCUUUAUUUUAUAGUAAUUAUUUGACCCGUUACGGUAGGAAUAGAUGUAUAUAAAAAUGCCGGUACGUUUAGUGUUAAAACAUGGUUUUUACAACUAAAAGUACAUAGUAUUUUAGUCUAUAGUGCCAUUUUAUAGUAUUAUUUUAUUUCUUAUGAAUCAAAUGAAUGCUUACCAAUUAUACUUUACAGUUAACGUAAAAGUACAAAUCAAUUUUUAAGUUUUUGGGAAAAAUACGAUCUUUAUGUUUUCGCUUACAUGUACUAUGCUUUUUAUUUAAGUAAUAAAAAUAUUUUAAGAAGAAAGUCAACUGUGUACAUUUUACUUUAUACCAAUAUCUUUACAAUGUGCGAAAUGAUCUCAUAAAGUGAUCAUUUUUCCCAAAUAAUGUGUAUACACAAAUAAUAUUUCAUAAUGUAAUUCAUAAAGUAUCAUUUCGAUUGAUCAUUUCUUUUUCUUUUUACAUAGGAAGACAAAGUUGAUAUG
This is a messenger RNA of Nomia melanderi (Alkali bee), 5712 nucleotides long. The record is from RefSeq and is a predicted model, not a curated record. NCBI's taxonomy places the organism in Eukaryota, Metazoa, Arthropoda, Insecta, Hymenoptera, Halictidae.